Messenger RNA from Beauveria bassiana ARSEF 2860, 1509 nucleotides. RefSeq names its product allantoinase-like protein. Gene Ontology annotation, biological process: allantoin catabolic process; purine nucleobase catabolic process. Gene Ontology annotation, cellular component: cytoplasm. Gene Ontology annotation, molecular function: cobalt ion binding; allantoinase activity; zinc ion binding. NCBI's taxonomy places the organism in Eukaryota, Fungi, Ascomycota, Sordariomycetes, Hypocreales, Cordycipitaceae. The transcript has 2 exons. The record is from RefSeq and is a predicted model, not a curated record. The coding region runs from base 1 to 1509 and encodes 502 amino acids.
AUGUCGGGACCUUUGACGAUACUCGUGUCAUCGCGGGCAGUCCUCCCAGGCCCCGACGGCUCGCUCAUUGAAUCGCCCGCAACUAUUGCCGUGUCGGCAGCCACCGGCAAAAUUGUCUCGGUUGAGCCUAGAAUCCUGCCGCGAGACACCUUUCCCAGCGAUGCUACGUACAUUGACCACUCGCCAAAGGUGCUUCUGCCUGGACUGGUCGAUGCGCACGUGCACCUCAACGAGCCCGGCCGCACCGAGUGGGAGGGCUUCUGGACGGGUACGCGCGCGGCGGCAAGUGGCGGCGUGACAACUGUGAUUGACAUGCCGCUGAACGCCAUUCCACCUACGACGACGGUGCAAGGGUUCCGGGAGAAGCUCGCGGCCAGCCAGGGACAGUGCUGGGUGGAUGUGGGCUUUUACGGCGGCGUCAUCCCGGGCAAUGCUGAGGAGCUAAAGCCUCUCGUCGAGGCGGGCGUCCGCGGCUUCAAGGGCUUCCUGAUUGAAUCCGGUGUCGACGAGUUUCCUGCCGUGACCGGAAAAGAUGUCGCUCUCGCCAUGGAUACGCUCAAAGACUCGCCCACUACGCUCAUGUUUCACGCGGAAAUGGUGCCGCAGGAGGGCGCGCCGACCAUUGACGCCAGCAGCUCCGAUGCCACCGCCUACCAAUCUUUCCUCGACUCGCGCCCGCCCUCGUUUGAGACGUGCGCCGUCGAGGAAAUUCUCUCCCUCGCACACCUCGCGCCCAAGCUACAUCUUCACAUUGUGCACCUGUCGGCCACGCAAGUGAUUCCACUGCUCAAGGCUGCGCGCGCCAAGGGCACCCACAUCACCGCCGAGACGUGCUUUCACUAUCUGGGGCUCUCGUCUGAAGAGAUCGACCAGGGAGACACGCGGCACAAGUGCUGCCCGCCGAUCCGCGAGGGCAGGAACCGCGACGGCUUGUGGGAGGAGCUCGUCGCGGCCGACUCGUGCAUCACGACGGUCGUGUCGGAUCACUCGCCGUGCACGCCCGAACUGAAGCUGCUGCCGGCGCAUUUGCAAAAAGAAGUCGCCUCCCAGGACGCUGAGGCGAAGAACAAUGGCGACGGCACGCGCGGCGACUUUUUCGCCGCUUGGGGCGGCAUCUCAUCUGUCGGCCUCGGCCUGCCAAUCUUGCACUCGUCGGCCAAAGCCCGCGCGGCAACGUCGUCUAGCACGGCGGUGCCGAGCCUGGUCGACAUGGUGCGCCUCUGCUGCCAGGCGACGGCGGAGCAGGUUGGGCUCGCACACCGCAAGGGCGCGCUCCGGGCGGGCCUAGACGCCGACAUUUGCGUCUUUGACGACGCCGAGGUGUGGACGUUUUCGCAGGGCGACAUGCGCUGGAAGAACCGCUGCUCGCCGUGGGAGGGUCACGCGUUCACGGGCCGCGUUAAGGAAACGUGGCUGCGCGGCACCAAGAUCUUUGAGCACGGCGCGGGUCGGGACGGCUUGGUCACGGAGAAGCCAGUGGGCGAGCCCAUUACGGAGAGGAGAAGGUAG